Molecule: messenger RNA, 1888 nt
Organism: Phycodurus eques (leafy seadragon)
Lineage: Eukaryota; Metazoa; Chordata; Actinopteri; Syngnathiformes; Syngnathidae
Exons: 4
Coding region: 39-665 (208 amino acids)
Source: RefSeq, a predicted model, not a curated record
CCUGGCGUGAGUAGUAGUCGACAGCAGCUCUUGAAUGAAUGUGCAUUCUGUUUCCGCUCAUGGAAAGUGUGAAAAUGUGUGCAAGGACAGCAGAGUACGAGGAGGAACUGGGGACCGAAAGAGGAGAACGAGCCACAACGUCAACAACUGGACGCUGUUUUCAUUCUGCAGCCUCUAAUUGUGCUUCACAGAGCAGCCUGCCAUUGUCAGUCAAAGGUUUCAGCAGCCAGCCGAGAGCAGAAAUCAUCAAAAGUGUCCUCGGAUACGCCAAAAUUGUUCAUCCACUGGGUCGGAACUAUUGCGUCACACCAUUCCGAUGCUCUAAUGUGCUUCCAGAUGCUGCGGGGAACAGCCCCGGAUCAGUCGUAAGUGCAUAUCGAAAACACAAAACGCGGCACAGUUCUGAGGACCCAGGUUCAAAUCCAGCCUUCCUGUGUGGAGUUUGCAGGUUCUCCCUGUGCCUGCGUAGGUUUUCUCUGGGUACUUCGGUUUUCCUCCAACAUUACAAAAACAUGCAUGACAUCAAUGAAGAUCUUCGUCCUGAGGGGCAGGAGCUAGAGCCCCCUCACGUUAAAGAGGAAGUGGAGGAUGGAGAGGUCCACCACACCAAAGAGGAAGAGAAAUUGGAGCCCACUCCCAUUAAAAAAAACCUGGUGUCCCUUUGAAGAGUGAAGAUGAAGGUCAAAGUGAGGAGAGCAAAGAGGCAGAGCCUCCAAGCAGCAGCUCAAGUCAACACAUGACAACAGAAGCUGAUGGAGACCACUGUGGAGUAUCACAAGCAGAUGGACUCUUAGCUCCACUAUCAGAUAGUGACGACAUGACGUCACACCCUCCUCACACUGAUGAGGAUGAUGGAGUGUAUGAAGGUGAUAUGACAUGUCACACUGAAAACAAACGAUGGAAAUGUUCUCAGUGUGGGAAAAUAGUUGCUUUUCAGAGCAAUUUGAAACAACACAUGAAAAUACACACAGGAGAGAAAGCUUUUGCCUCCGCAGUAUGUGGUCAAAGAUUCUCUCAGAAGGGAAACUUAAAAACACACACAAGAACCCACACUGGUGAGAAACCUUUUGCCUGCUCAGUUUGUGGUCAAAGAUUCAUUGAAAACGGAACCUUAAAAAGACACACAGGAACCCAGAUGGGGGGGAGAAACCUUUUGCCUGCUCAGUUUGUGGUCAAAGAUUCUCUGACAACGGAAACUUAAAAACACACACAAGAACCCACACUGGUGAGAAAGCUUUUACCUGCUCGGUUUGCUGUCAGAUUCUCUCGUAAGUAUCAGGCUAAAACACACAAGUGUGCAGUGAGAACAGCAGUGAUGAAGAAGCUUUAAAUGAAAAAGUAAAUGUCUAAUAUCAAAGAAAAUUACAAUCAUACUGAUUUACAGAAAUCUACAUUCUUGUAUUCUGUCUACCAUCUUUUAUUUUUUUCAAACUUUUAAUAUUUUUUGUAUCUUCUAAAGGCCUCCUGUAGACAAAUGUUGAGAAUUAUCACUGGUGCCAAAAUACUUUUAUCUAAUGUUAUAAAAUGAGCAAAUGGUUGAUCGGACAAGAUUGUGAUUAGAUGUUUGACUUUGUCAAUGUGCGUUACAUGAUUAAAAGCAUUUCUAAACAAAGAAAAAAAAACAUAAACAUUUUAAAACAAGAGGAAAAAAAUAAAGUAAAAUUAAAACAGCGUACGUUCGUUCUACUGUUUCUUGUUGACAUAAUCUCAUACGAUAAUCUUUUAAGACAUAGUCUGGCGUUUGAGGUCUUCGGUGGGGACAAAAGCAACCCGAUUGUCUUUGUGUGUACCAGGACUAACACCAUCUUUUCUUCACCUCAAGUAUUGUCUUAAUUUCCCACAUUCUCUCUUAAUUGAAACGAUCUUCUCUUGCUAAAUGGAGGACACC